Molecule: messenger RNA, 2713 nt
Organism: Sphaerodactylus townsendi
Lineage: Eukaryota; Metazoa; Chordata; Lepidosauria; Squamata; Sphaerodactylidae
Gene: PAIP2B
Product: poly(A) binding protein interacting protein 2B
Exons: 4
Coding region: 153-542 (129 amino acids)
Biological process (GO): negative regulation of translational initiation
Cellular component (GO): cytoplasm
Molecular function (GO): mRNA regulatory element binding translation repressor activity
Source: RefSeq, a predicted model, not a curated record
GUGACAGGCGGCGCGGCCAAUGGCGCGAGGGUGGCCGGGCUCGGAGGGAGCGAGUGAGCGCGUCCGGGGCUGAGGCGGCCGAGACGGGGCGGCGGGAGGCGGAGGCGGCCAUCGCGGAGCCAGCGGCCCUGUGCGGCCCCCUAGAUUCCAUAAUGAUGAAUGGUUCCAACGUGGCCAACACAACCACGACUUCAGCCACGCCUGCAAAAUCCAAGGAGGACCAGGUAGUGAACGGGCAUGAUGAGAAGGAGAACAACCCCUUCGCAGAGUACAUGUGGAUGGAGAACGAGGAGGACUUCAACCGGCAGGUGGAAGAAGAGCUUCAGGAACAGGAGUUCCUUGAUCGUUGCUUCCAGGAGAUGCUGGACGAAGAGGACCAGGACUGGUUCAUCCCAUCCCGCGACUUGCCCCAGGGCAUCGGGCAGCUUCAGCAGCAGCUAAACGGGCUUUCUGUCAACGACAGCCACGUAUCGGAAGACAUCUUGAGCAAAAGCACCUUAAACCCCGAUGCCAAGGAGUUCGUCCCUGGAGUGAAGUACUGAACCUUCCAGCAAACUUCGCAGAGACAUUUUUUUCCCCUGGAUGGGUGGGGUGGGGUGGGGGGCAGCAGGCCCUGCAAGCGGCGGUGUGGGAGAGAGACUCCUCAUGGGUGACUCUGCGGGACUCUUCAGCUACUUAAUCCCUCUUUUCUUGCUGCAUCGGGGAUAUUUUGAAAUGAACUGACAAGUUAGACCCACAGCAGGGUGGCGAUCUGGGGCCGGGUCCUGUGGGGAGGGGGGCACCUUCGGGGUUUGGGGGUGGGGUGGGGUGGGGGGUUGUUCUUUUUCCGUUAGACAGCGAUAAGCUUGGCUUGACCGCAAGGAGGAUCCUGGCCCCGUGACCCACCAGCUUCCAUUCCCCAAUCCCACUUUGGACGUCGCCCCGGAUGACGAGCCCCCGGAUGUCUCUCUUCUUGCCAGAGGUUCUCGCGCUUCUAGCUGGCCAGACUGGGCCCCCAGCAGGCUUCUGCGCACUUCGGCUUCUGGCUUUAGAGCAGGCCCUUCCUUGUGCGGGCGGACUGUCUUUUGGGAAGCUGCUGCCACUCUGUGGGCUGCAAACAGGUCUGUGCCCCACUGCCAAACUCGUUGGGGGUCAGGGUGGGACGAUUGAUGGAUGGGGCGGGGGGGGGGGGCUGCGAUGUGCUUGAACCUCACCCUUCUCUACUGACCCAUUCCCAGCGUCUUCUUGGUGGCCACAGCAAACUCUGCCCCUCACUGCAGGGUGGCAGGCAGGCAAGAUCCUAGACGGUUUAGAGAUGCCGACCCAAGUGGGGGAGAAGAUCCACCCUCCGCUGAGCAGUUUCCCACCUCCCGCCCCCCCUCCUCCCCCCCCCCCCGUCCGUCCGUAUCACCUUCCUUUCUCCUCCCCUCCUAUGAAAUAUCUUAAUCGGAAAUGACAGGGUACCUUCCUCUUCCUGGCAGCCCCUUCAUCUGUCACCCAGGGCAGGACAGGAAGCUGAAGUUACAGACCCUCCCUUGACCUGUCCGGGCUCCCUGCCCUUCCGGGUCUCUGUUUGCCGCAGACGUGCAGGGGGUCCCGGUUUCGAAUCCUUGGAAAGUGGCUGCCUGCAUGGGCACAGAGGCGGCUGCUCGGGCAGCAGUGCGGGGAUUACCCCCAGGAUCCCGAAGUGUGGGAUUACCCCCCAGGCUUCUCGCUUGGCCUGGCAGCCCUCCCCAUGGAAGGUUUUUGAGCGGCAGCCUUUCCGCUUCUCCUCUGCUGAACUGAGCUUCUGGGUGAGGCUGGCUGUUCAUCCUCGAAGGUCAGAAGUGGCCACUGUCAUAUUUCGACCAAAUGGUGUCGAAGAGCACCAUCCUCUGCCCCUGACAGGACCUCUCCAUGGCAUCUUGAGGGAGGAAUUGGCAAAGUGGGAGGGGCUGUGCUUGUCACCCCCACCCCCACCACACAUACCCCACCAAAGGAAAAUGUGGGGGAAGAUGCUCUCCGUCAGCACCACCGGCAGCCAGGCCUUGUUGCCUGAGACACGUGGCCCGCCUGUUUUCCUUUAUGGACGGCAGCAGCAGGUUUUGCAUUUGGGCCAGCCGGGGCUCCACUUCCUCCCCACUUCCCCACCUUCAUGACACGGACUGGGAAGAAGCAGCAGCUGUCGGGUUCCAGCUGGGGUGGCCCUGCCCUUCGAAGGACGGACGGGGGCCGGUUUGGACAGCCUCGUCCUCCUGUGUUUGAAUUGCUUGUGAAUUCAGACUCUUCCUUCCUCACAUGUGUAUGCCCCCCCCCCCCCCCGGAAAUAUCUCUUGCUAUUUCAGCGUGCUGCAAAAGGGUUUGGUCAAAAGGAAGACGCUCAGCCAGCUGGGCUGCUUCGAACUCCGGCUUGCGAGGAGGUUGGGUUCAGGGCUCCCGUGGUCCCCCUUCCAGUGGUGUCUCCCCCAGCAGGGCGAGGGGGAAAGAGUUGGCCCCCUUCGCUGAAUCCCUGCUGGGGAGGCCUGAGCCCAAGCAGCCGGCUGUGGCCGUGCGGCUGUUCCCAGCCAGACCCUCGGUAAUAGGAAUGCAGGUUGGCCAGAGAUGCUUGCUGACGCCCGCUGCCGUCCCCUUUCUUUUCCCCUCCCCCGCUCCUUUACUCUGCAACUUCUUGGUUUCUUUCUGAGGAAGUCCUUGCAAUUAUGUGCUGUCCAUUUUUACGACAAUGCAUUUAAAAUAAAGAUGGGUUUGAGCUGGG